Stegostoma tigrinum is the source of this 1360-nucleotide messenger RNA. Its product is annotated as myoD family inhibitor domain-containing protein-like. The transcript is spliced from 4 exons. The record is from RefSeq and is a predicted model, not a curated record. Lineage: Eukaryota; Metazoa; Chordata; Chondrichthyes; Orectolobiformes; Stegostomatidae. The coding region runs from base 404 to 856 and encodes 150 amino acids.
CGGUCUUCCUCAUCGUCCUUCCCCUUUCCACACCCAGCCUUUUGCACCGCCACCCUUCCGCCCUGAAUAUCUCUAACACACUCCCCUUUCUCCGCCUAUCUCACAGUUCUUCGCUUGCUCAACUUCUUCCUCCUCUCUCCCUCUCUCUCUCUACUGGCUCCCCAUCGUCGCCCUUCCCACUGUUCUCUGCCUCCAUUCCUCCUGCGUUAUUCGGUCACCGCAUCCUCCGAGUUCCAGUAACACUCGCCGAGCUGCGGGCGUUCAAGAGUAGCUGCCGAGUGCAGCUCCUCACUGACCAUCGCCAGCAGGACUGCGGGAGGGGCUCGGUCAGGUUCGGCAGGGCAGCCGGCGAGGGUGCUUCACGUAGCUGUUGCUUCUGAGACAUUAGGUGUCUGGAUCUGCGAUGGAUAGAGAGGGAUCAAAACUCCACGAAAACCAUGAAACUUCCAAAGAGAAUUGUUCAUUGCUCACUAACAGUCAAACUUCCCUUUCACCAAGUGAUCAACCUACAGAAGAUGGAACAGGUAAAGUUAUCAGUCCCAUACCAGAACAGAGAAAAGAUGCCACAGUACAGUCAGACCACUCACCACAGCCUUCAAAAGAAACAUCAAAAAAAGACGACCGCUGUGCCCAAUGCCUGUUAGCCUGCCUAUUUUGUGAACUGCUGUUCCUGUGCAAAUCUAUCCUUGAAACUACAUCAUGUGGCAGAUUCAAUACGUGCAGUUGCUGUGCUGAAUAUUUGGAAAACGACAAUCUGACUUGCUGUACGGAUUGUGAGGACCUGGAAGAAAGUUGUGUAAAUUCUGAUUGUAUUGGGAUUUGUUCUGAAUGCUGUGGCCUCUGUUUUCCUUCAUGAUCACUGAAGAGAAAACCUUUGAUCUGUGUGCUUAGUCUAUAUGCUGAAUCUUGAAGUUUUGAAAUACUUUUUUUGAAAAAUAAGAAGGCAGUACAUUCAUGUGUACAAAUAAAGCAGAUUACAAAUGCACAUCUCAUGUAACUUUAAUACCAUUAAACAGCAAAACAAUGCCCUCCGUAAAUGUACUAUUGCAUGUUUCAAUUUAAUGUGCAUUAUUUCUGCCUUUGUUUUUAAAGUCACAGGAAUGUAGAUAUUUAAUGAAGGUAUUAAAGCAUCAACAAAUUAAUGUACUAAUGUUUAAGCACUAAAUGUGAGUAUGCUUUGAAAUACGUAUUCCAAUUAAAAUUAAUUACUAAUCACUUGCAAAUUUAGGAUGAUUUCCUUGAUAGCAUGAAAGAUGUAAUAUAGUUUAAAAUGAUACAAAUGAUAUUCAUAAUCAAAUUGCAGCCAUUUGUAAAUAUUCAAAAGCAAUGUAACAAGUUUGCUUGCGAUGUCACUCUCAAG